This is a messenger RNA of Anthostomella pinea, 339 nucleotides long. NCBI's taxonomy places the organism in Eukaryota, Fungi, Ascomycota, Sordariomycetes, Xylariales, Xylariaceae. The record is from the annotation of a GenBank genome assembly.
AUGGCAAUAGCUCUGGGUGCAUAUCCCUGGAGCCCACAGCUAAGCAUCGUCACGUUUCUCUUCGUUUUGAGCUCUCUUGCGGUGCUUCGUACCCGGAAGCACUGGGACAUCAGCCGGCCUCUCAAGUACUGGGACUGCGACAACGCGGAACACAAGAAUCUCAUCAAAUGGACGAGUCUGAGGAUCUUCUUACUCGCACUCUGUGUCUGGGUUUCUUCAUUGACGGAUUGGGGAUCCGAAGGCAUCGCCGCGUUCUCAUUCUGUCUCUCAUGUCUGAAGGUCUAUCUCGACCUGAAGUUCCAGGAGAACGAGGCACUGUUGGAUCUACAGUUGUUGUGA